UCAGGCAACUCUACUCUGGUUAGCACUGGCUCUGGCAUCUCUGCUCUGGCUAGCUCUGCUCUGGCAUCUCUGAAUUUAUAGCUAAAAAUCUAGGUAUGCAAUUAAAACUUAUAAAUAUCGAAAAAGCGAGGAUUAAGAAUGUAGGUAUGCAAUUAACUAAGGCCUAAUCUGGCGAUUUGGCUCUGGCUCUGACUCUAAUGACUUAGCUCUGACUCUGGAUCUGACGACUUGGCUCUGGCUCUGACUUUAAUGACUUAGCUCUGGAAUCUCUGCUCUGGAAGCUCUGCUCUGGCAACUUGGCUCUGGUAACUUGGCUCUCUGGAAGCUCUGCUCUGGUUUGCUCUGGCUCUGGCAGCUCUCAUUUGGAAGCUUUGCUCUGGCAACUCUGCUCUGGCUAGCUCUGGCAGCUCUGCUCUGGCAACUUGGCUCUGGCCCUCUGCUCUGGAAGCUCUGCUCUGGUUAGCUCUGGCUCUGGCAGCUCUGCUCUGACAACUCUGCUAAAAAUCUAGGUUAUAAGUUUCCAUUGUGGUGAAUCAAAGACCAACACCUAAACUAGAAAGCUGUAAACGACAUCGGAUUUACGUGGUUCGGUCGAGAAGACCUACGUCCACGGGGUGUUGGGGAUUUUUCACUAUAAUCGAGAGAGUAUUACAUUUUACAAGAGAUGAAUGAAUAAUGAGAUGAUCUAACCUACUACUAAGUCUCUAUUUAUAAGCAUGUAAAUAAGCCCUAGGGCCUCAAGCCCAUUUACUAAGAUAAUUGGGAUUAAGCCCCUUUAGCACAUUGACCUUGGUCUGAAUCGCCUAUGCUUGCUUGACUACGCUGGAAGCUCUAUUAUUUCUUUUAUUAUCCCAAAUCUCCAAUUAAACCUGCACUGGUUAGCUUAAUAAUAAUAAUACUAAUCAUAAGCAUAAAUAGAAAUGUUCCCAUUAUAUAGUGCACAGCGCUGGUGCAUAUUUCAGUCCUCAUCAGCUACUCCCCCCCUGGUCUGGUUGAACCGGGUAUUCUUCGUGUUCAGCCAGCGAAGUAUUGUUAAAGCCAGCGCUGUGCUGUUUCCUUAAUCCCUGCAAAUCAUGAAGACAUAAGAGUUUUAAUAUUAUAAGAAAGCAAAGAUAAGCAUUUUCCCCUUGACUUUGGAAUUGUAGUUCCAAGUUAGAUUUCCUUCUUGUUUGUUGAAUGUUGACAAAGAUAAAUAAUUUCCAUUUCUUUGGGCGCAUAAGAAGACCAGCGCUGAGAAUACCCCAUAUUGAAUACUUUGCAUAGAUAAGCAAUAUAAAUGCUUUGUGUUGGAUGAACCAGAAGACCGCUGCAAGAAUACCCGAAUAACAUAGGAAGACCCGUGUCGAAGUUGAGAAAUAUGAUACUUUGAUCAUGUGAGAAAACCCGUCAUAAAUAUUUGUCGAGUCUGAACAAUAUACCCUGUUGUUGAGCGCGUAAAAAAUCCAGCGCGUGAGAAGACCAAUAGAUAACAUUGGCACGCCCAAGAGGCGGCUUACUUCUCGCUGAGCAGUGAUUAGAAUAGAUCAAAACAACCCAUAAAGCAGAGGCGCAAAAUAGUGUAGCCCGUAGAGUGGAACAGAGAAAUACCCCAGCCCGAUCAGAACAGAGAAAUGCCUAGCCCGGUCAGAGCAGAGAAAUACCUAUCAGAUCAGAGAAAUUCCCAUCAGAGCAGCUCGGUUAGAGCAGAGAAAUACCUAUCAGAUCAGAGAAAUUCCCAUCAGAGCAGCUCGGUCAGAGCAGAGAAAUACCCCAGCCCGGUCAGAGCAGAGAAGUAUCCCAGCCCGAUCAGAGCAGAGAAAUGCAUAUCAGAUCAGAGAAAUGCCCGUCAGAGCAGAGAAAUGUCUUUUCAGAGCAGAGAAACGUCCCUCGGAGCAGAGAAUUGUCCCUCAGAGCAGAGAAUUGUCCCUCAGAGCAGCCCGGUCAGAGCAGAGAAAUGCCCUUUCAGAGCAGAGAACUGUCCUUCAGAGCAGAGAAUUGUCCCUCAAAGCAGCCCGGUCAGAGCAGAGAAAUGCCCUUUCAGAGCAGAGAACUGUCCUUCAGAGCAGAGAAUUGUCCCUCAAAGCAGCCCGGUCAGAGCAGAGAAAUGCCCUUUCAGAGCAGAGAACUGUCCCUCAGAGCAGAGAAUUGUCCCUCAGAGCAGCCCGGUCAGAGCAGAGAAAUGCCCUUUCAGAGCAGAGAACUGCGGCAGAGUAUUGAAAUCAUGCCAGAGCAUUGAAAUCCCGACAAAGGAUUGAAAUCCCGGAAGAGCAUUGAAAUCCCGACAAAGGAUUGAGAUCCCGGUAGAGCAUUGGAAUCACGAACGGCGGCAGAGCAUUGGGAUCACGGACGGCGGCAGAGCAUUGGGAUCACGGACGGCGGCAGAGCAUUGGGAUCACGGACGGUGGCUGAGCAUUGGGAUCACUGCAGAGCAGUGAAAUCACAGUAGGGCAGUGAAAUCACGGCAGAGCAGUGAAAUCAUGGCAGAGCAUUCCUCAGCUGCUUCCCUCAUUUGUAUGCAUACCUUUGCUGCUUCCCUCCUUUGCUGCUUCCCAUCCAAGCUUUGAGCACUCUGCGCGGAGCAUGGAAGACCCGGGGGGUGCAACCAACUUUCGCGGCUUACGAUUAAAAGAACCCCCUGCACGGAGCAUGGAAGACCCGGGGGGUGCAACCAACUUUCGUGGCUUACGGUUAAGUGCAACCUCUGCACGGAGCAUGGAGGACCCGGGGGGUGCAACCAACUUUCGUGGCUUACGAUUAUGUGCAACCUCUGCGCGGAGCAUGGAAGGCCCGGAUGGCACGACCAACUUUCGCGGCUUACGAUUAAAAGAACCCCCUGCACGGAGCAUGGAAGACCCGGGGGGUGCAACCAACUUUCGUGGCUUACGGUUAAGUGCAACCUCUGCACGGAGCAUGGAGGACCCGGGGGGUGCAACCAACUUUCGUGGCUUACGAUUAUGUGCAACCUCUGCGCGGAGAAUGGAAGGCCCGGAUGGCACGACCAACUUUCGCGGCUUACGAUUAAAAGAACCCCCUGCACGGAGCAUGGAAGACCCGAGGGGUGCAACCAACUUUCGUGGCUUACGGUUAAGUGCAACCUCUGCACGGAGCAUGGAGGACCCGGGGGGUGCAACCAACUUUCGUGGCUUACGAUUAUGUGCAACCUCUGCGCGGAGCAUGGAAGGCCCGGAUGGCACGACCAACUUUCGCGGCUUACGAUUAAAAGAACCCCCUGCACGGAGCAUGGAAGACCCGGGGGGUGCAACCAACUUUCGUGGCUUACGGUUAAGUGCAACCUCUGCACGGAGCAUGGAGGACCCGGGGGGUGCAACCAACUUUCGUGGCUUACGAUUAUGUGCAACCUCUGCGCGGAGCAUGGAAGGCCCGGAUGGCACGACCAACUUUCGCGGCUUACGAUUAAAAGAACCCCCUGCACGGAGCAUGGAAGACCCGAGGGGUGCAACCAACUUUCGUGGCUUACGGUUAAGUGCAACCUCUGCACGGAGCAUGGAGGACCCGGGGGGUGCAACCAACUUUCGUGGCUUACGAUUAUGUGCAACCUCUGCGCGGAGCAUGGAAGGCCCGGAUGGCACGACCAACUUUCGCGGCUUACGAUUAAAAGAACCCCCUGCACGGAGCAUGGAAGACCCGGGGGGUGCAACCAACUUUCAUGGCUUACGGUUAAGUGCAACCUCUGCACGGAGCAUGGAGGACCCGGGGGGUGCAACCAACUUUCGUGGCUUACGAUUAUGUGCAACCUCUGCGCGGAGCAUGGAAGGCCCGGAUGGCACGACCAACUUUCGCGGCUUACGAUUAAAAGAACCCCCUGCACGGAGUAUCUCAGUAGCUGAGAUUGAAGGAAUUGUGGAAUUGAACCCCCUUGUUAUAAUAUCACACGCACAGACAAGGCAGGAACACAGUUCUCUGUCUUCUAAAUCGCGGAGAAAUACCUCCUUCAUUGGCGGUAGUAACUUGUAUUCAGCAGCAACAGCAUUGCUCUGGUACUCGUUCCUAUCCACCCCUUUCUCAUUAGCUGGCUAA
Molecule: messenger RNA, 4017 nt
Organism: Salvia miltiorrhiza (redroot sage)
Lineage: Eukaryota; Viridiplantae; Streptophyta; Magnoliopsida; Lamiales; Lamiaceae
Exons: 4
Coding region: 2560-4017 (485 amino acids)
Source: RefSeq, a predicted model, not a curated record